Molecule: messenger RNA, 1986 nt
Organism: Merops nubicus (carmine bee-eater)
Lineage: Eukaryota; Metazoa; Chordata; Aves; Coraciiformes; Meropidae
Gene: USP20
Product: ubiquitin specific peptidase 20
Exons: 15
Biological process (GO): protein deubiquitination
Molecular function (GO): cysteine-type deubiquitinase activity
Source: RefSeq, a predicted model, not a curated record
GACACUCAGGAGUUCCUGCGGUGCCUGAUGGAUCAGCUUCAUGAAGAACUGAAGGAACCAGUUGUGGCAGAGACAAGGGAUUUGGAUGCCAGUGACCAGGACGAUAAGCGAGAGGGUGACCGAAGUCCUUCGGAGGAUGAGUUCCUCUCCUGUGACUCCAGCAGUGACAGGGGUGAAGGAGAUGGCCAAAGUCGGACCUCAGGGGGCACGGGCAGCAGCUCCCUGGCAGAGACAGAGUUGCUGAUCCAGGAUGAAGCAGGGAGGGGGAUCUCUGAGAAGGAGAGGAUGAAGGACAGAAAGUUCUCCUGUGGCCAUCGGCGCAGCAACUCGGAGCAGGUGGAUGAGGAUGCAGAUGUUGAUACUACUAUGAUGCCAGUUGAUGAACCUGACAAUGAUGCCUUCGUGCGCUGCUCCUCCCGCCCCUGCAGUCCAGUCCAUCAUGAAAUGCACUCCAAGCUCUCUAGCAGUCCCCCUCGCUCCAGUCCUGCCAGGAUUGGACCUUCCUACGUGCUCAAGAAAGCCCAGAUGCAGGCUUCUGGGAAGAAGAAGAAAGAAGUUCGUUACCGCAGCGUGAUUUCUGACAUCUUCGACGGCUCCAUUCUGAGCCUGGUGCAGUGCCUCACCUGUGACAGAGUUUCUACGACAGUGGAGACAUUCCAGGACCUGUCACUCCCAAUCCCAGGGAAGGAGGACUUGGCCAAGCUGCACUCUGCCAUCUACCAAAAUGUGCCAGCAAAGACAGGGGCAUGUGGGGACAACUAUUCCUCCCAAGGCUGGAUUGCUUUCAUCAUGGAGUAUAUCCGGAGAUUUGUGGUGUCCUGCAUCCCUAGCUGGUUUUGGGGUCCUGUUGUGACUCUGGAGGAUUGUCUUGCUGCCUUUUUUGCAGCGGAUGAAUUGAAGGGGGACAACAUGUACAGCUGUGAACGGUGUAAAAAGCUGCGGAAUGGAGUGAAGUACUGCAAAGUCCUCCGGCUACCAGAGAUUCUUUGCAUCCACUUGAAACGGUUCCGGCACGAGGUGAUGUAUUCCUUCAAGAUCAACAGCCAUGUCUCCUUCCCCUUGGAGGGGCUGGAUCUGCGACCUUUCCUGGCCAAGGAGUGUGUCUCCCAGAUCACCACCUACGAUCUCCUGUCAGUCAUCUGUCACCACGGCACAGCAGGCAGUGGGCAUUACAUAGCCUACUGCCAGAACGUCAUCAACGGGCAGUGGUACGAGUUUGAUGACCAGUAUGUCACUGAAGUCCACGAGACCAUGGUGCAGAAUGCAGAGGCCUAUGUCUUGUUCUACAGGAAAAGCAGUGAAGAAGCUGUGCGAGAGCGUCAGAAGGUCGUGUCCCUUGCCAGCAUGAAGGAGCACAGUUUACUCCAGUUCUACAUCUCUCGAGAGUGGCUCAAUAAAUUCAACACCUUCGCUGAGCCCGGCCCCAUCACCAAUCACACCUUCCUGUGCUCUCACGGAGGGAUUCCUCCUAACAAAUACCAUUACAUUGAUGACCUAGUUGUGAUCCUGCCCCAGAACGUGUGGGAGUAUCUCUACAACAGGUUUGGGGGUGGCCCUGCUGUGAACCAUCUGUACGUGUGCUCCAUUUGCCAAGUGGAGAUUGAAGCACUCGCCAAACGCAGGAGAAUAGAAAUCGACACCUUCAUCAAGCUGAACAAGGCUUUCCAGGCAGAGGAGUCUCCAAGUGUCAUCUACUGCAUCAGCAUGCAGUGGUUCCGUGAGUGGGAAGCCUUUGUCAAGGGGAAGGACAACGAGCCUCCUGGACCAAUUGACAACAGCAAGAUUGCACUCACGAAAGCUGGUGGCCAUGUGCAAGUCAAGCAGGGUGCUGACUACGGGCAGAUUUCUGAGGAGACCUGGAUUUAUUUAAGCACGCUGUACGGAGGGGGCCCGGAGAUCGCCAUCAGGCAGAACGUGGCCCAGGUCCAGGAGCUGGAAAACCUGCACGGGGAGCAGAAGAUCGAAGCGGAGACGCGGGCUGUGUGA